AUGGCUCUCCCUUUAAUGCCAGAUCAAAUGAAUAUGGCAAGAAACUUGAUCAUGAACACUGAUAGGAGCCAACACGAACUAGAGGAUAGAGAUGAAAAUGAAAUUGGAGUCGAUUCAAUGCAAGAGAACAAUAUUCAAGCAACACAUGAGUAUGAGAUGAAUCAAUCUGAGUCACUCACGUUCUUAUUUAAUCUAUUAUAUGAUGACGAUAGUCAUCUUAGCAAAUCUGAUGUUCUAAAAAUUUUAAAUUCUUUGAAAAGAAGAGAGGAGGACCUUUGCUUUUCUGUCUCGAGCUUGAACAGAAAUGACUUGCAGGGUGUUCUUUGGCCCAGAGGGUUGAAAGAGAAGUUCAAGCAAGAUAGGAUACGAAUAGGGAGAAAUAACUGGUUCCAAAAUAUACCUGGAUCGAUCGAAGAAGCAGCGAGGGUGAGUAUUUGUUAUUCGUGGUGA
Priceomyces carsonii is the source of this 450-nucleotide messenger RNA. RefSeq lists its product as uncharacterized. Bases 1 to 450 code for a protein of 149 amino acids. Lineage: Eukaryota; Fungi; Ascomycota; Pichiomycetes; Serinales; Debaryomycetaceae. The record is from RefSeq and is a predicted model, not a curated record. The transcript has a single exon.